This is a messenger RNA of Chaetomium globosum CBS 148.51, 1323 nucleotides long. RefSeq lists its product as uncharacterized. Gene Ontology annotation, molecular function: fumarylacetoacetase activity. NCBI's taxonomy places the organism in Eukaryota, Fungi, Ascomycota, Sordariomycetes, Sordariales, Chaetomiaceae. The record is from RefSeq and is a predicted model, not a curated record. The transcript is spliced from 2 exons. The coding region runs from base 1 to 1323 and encodes 440 amino acids. Gene Ontology annotation, biological process: L-phenylalanine catabolic process; homogentisate catabolic process; L-tyrosine catabolic process.
AUGACCUCCCCUAAUUACGCCCACCACUUUUCAGCCCGCAAUAUCCCCUUUGGGAUUGCAUCAUCGACAAAGCAUCCCCAACCUCAAGCGGUGACCCGGGUGGGAAAUUCUGUUAUCUUUCUUCAUGAAUGCCAUACUAGUAGUGAACUGUUCGAGGGCAUCGAUGGACUUCCCAGAAGGAUCUUUGCCGAUGAGACCCUCAACCACUUUGCGGCUCUCCCAAAGGCUACCCACAGAAAUGUUCGUGGGGCCAUUCAAUCCGUCUGCCAGAAUGGCAACCUCGACAUCUCCAAGCUGCUGCCAGGGUGUGUUGAAGACAUCACGGAAGUGGAGAUGCACAUGCCUAUCACAGUUGGCGACUUUGCCGGUACAAUCCCUCUGCGUCCUCCGCCCAUAAUACAAGCUCGUCUUCUAACAACACCAGACUUUUCCUGCUCUCUGAUUCAUGGCAAAAACGCGGGCCGCAUUGUUGUCAACGAUCCUCGCCCACCCCCGGCCUUCUUCCACUUCCCCAUCGCUUAUCAAGGGCGGGCUAGCUCCGUUGUGGUGUCCGGAACCGACAUUGAGCGCCCCCAGGGCCAGUACCGCGACAAGUCUGUUCCAACGACAGCGGAUGAACCCAAGCCGGUGGUGUAUGGCCCCUCGAAUGCAGUCGACUAUGAGCUUGAGUUUGCCGCUAUUAUCGGAAAACCGCUGCGUAUGGGGCGGAGGCUGAAUGCGGUCGAUGCGGACGACCAUAUCUUUGGGUUUGUCAUUUUGAAUGAUUGGAGUGCCCGAGAUAUCCAAGCAUUCGAGAUGACCCCGCUGGGCCCCUUCAACGGCAAGAAUUUUGGCACAUCCAUCUCACCGUGGAUCGUGACUCUUGACGCCCUUGAGGCAUUCAAGACUGAAGGCCAAAAGCCCAUGGUUGAUAUCCCGAAGUACCUACAGGAUCCAGAGCUGCGGACGUACGCAAUACAAAUGCAGGUUGAGCUCCUGUCGGGCUCGACACCAACGCUGGCAGGCACGUCUUGGGUACAGAGUUUGUACUGGUCGCCGCGGCAAAUGGUUGCGCAUGCGGUCAGUGCUGGCGCGGCCCUGAGGCCGGGAGACAUCAUGGCGACCGGCACGGUGAGUGGGGAUGGGGAGGAUGCGAGUGGGUGCAUGCUGGAGCUUACGGAAGGAGGUGCCAAGCCAUUCAAGUUGAAGGAUGGGACUGAAAGGGGAUACUUAAACAAUGGGGAUGUGGUGAGAAUGACGGCUGUGGCCGGCAGCGAGGAGUCAGGGGUUGGGUUUGGAGAAUGCAUUGGCAGACUCGUUGAGAGCCGACCCAUGGAGGAAUGA